UCCGUUUCCGGCGUCUGGCUCAGUUCCGCCAUGGCCUCCUUGGAAGUCAGACGUAGUCUUCCCGGGUCUCGGCGGGAGCUGGAAGUGCGCAGUCCGCGACGGGACAAAUAUUCGGUGCUUUUGCCCACCUACAACGAGCGUGAGAACCUGCCACUCAUCGUGUGGUUGCUGGUGAAAAGCUUCUCCGAGAGUGGAAUCAACUAUGAAAUUAUAAUCAUAGAUGAUGGAAGCCCGGAUGGAACAAGGAAUGUUGCUGAACAGUUGCAGAAGAUCUAUGGGUCAGACAGAAUUCUUCUAAAACCACGGGAGAAAAAGUUGGGACUAGGAACUGCAUAUAUUCAUGGAAUGAAACAUGCCACAGGAAACUACAUAAUUAUUAUGGAUGCUGAUCUCUCACACCAUCCAAAAUUUAUUCCUGAAUUUAUUAGGAAGCAAAAGGAGGGCAAUUUUGAUAUUGUCUCUGGAACUCGCUACAAAGGAAAUGGAGGUGUAUAUGGCUGGGAUUUGAAAAGAAAAAUAAUCAGCCGUGGGGCCAAUUUUUUAACUCAGAUAUUGCUGAGACCAGGAGCAUCUGAUUUAACAGGAAGUUUCAGAUUAUACCGAAAAGAAGUUCUAGAGAAAUUAAUAGAAAAAUGUGUUUCUAAGGGCUACGUCUUCCAGAUGGAGAUGAUUGUUCGGGCAAGACAGUUGAAUUAUACUAUUGGCGAGGUUCCAAUAUCAUUCGUCGAUCGUGUUUAUGGUGAAUCCAAAUUGGGAGGAAAUGAAAUAGUAUCUUUCUUGAAAGGAUUAUUGACUCUUUUUGCUACUACAUAAAAGAAAGAUACUCAUUUAUACUGUUCAUUUCAGUUUAUACAUGAAAGAAGCCUGGUUACUGAUUUUUAUAAAAUGUACUCUUAAAGUAUAAAACAUAAGGUAAGGUAAAUUUCAUGCAUCUUUUUAUGAAGACCACCUAUUUUAUAUUUCAAAUUAAAUGAUUUUAAAGUUGCUGGCCUAAUGAGCAAUGUUCUUAAUUUUCGUUUACAUUUUGCUGUAUUGAGACCUAUAAAUAAAUGUAUAUGGUUUUUUUUG
Messenger RNA from Piliocolobus tephrosceles (Ugandan red Colobus), 1068 nucleotides. It is a transcript of the gene DPM1, whose product is annotated as dolichyl-phosphate mannosyltransferase subunit 1, catalytic. Gene Ontology annotation, cellular component: endoplasmic reticulum membrane. The record is from RefSeq and is a predicted model, not a curated record. Bases 31 to 813 code for a protein of 260 amino acids. Gene Ontology annotation, molecular function: dolichyl-phosphate beta-D-mannosyltransferase activity. The transcript has 9 exons. Gene Ontology annotation, biological process: GPI anchor biosynthetic process; protein O-linked glycosylation via mannose; dolichol-linked oligosaccharide biosynthetic process. NCBI's taxonomy places the organism in Eukaryota, Metazoa, Chordata, Mammalia, Primates, Cercopithecidae.